This is a messenger RNA of Passer montanus (Eurasian tree sparrow), 592 nucleotides long. Its product is annotated as parathyroid hormone 4-like. The transcript has a single exon. Gene Ontology annotation, molecular function: peptide hormone receptor binding; hormone activity. Gene Ontology annotation, biological process: adenylate cyclase-activating G protein-coupled receptor signaling pathway; osteoblast development; bone mineralization. Gene Ontology annotation, cellular component: extracellular region. Bases 149 to 529 code for a protein of 126 amino acids. NCBI's taxonomy places the organism in Eukaryota, Metazoa, Chordata, Aves, Passeriformes, Passeridae. The record is from RefSeq and is a predicted model, not a curated record.
CCUGAGGCUCUCAGCUCCUCAGGACGGGAAAAAUCCUAGCAGAGGAUUUUUCAUAAAAUAUCAUAGCUACACUCGGGGUCACCUCGACCAGAGGCGAUCCCGAGACAGCGCUGCUUCCCCAGCGCAGAGAAGCGUCGGGGACCGACGGAUGCGAAGCAGCAUCCCCGGCCUGACUGGCGUUCCUCCCUGCAGCAGGAGGGCACUGGCCGAGCACCAGCUGCUGCACGACAAGGGGAGGGCGGUGCAAGGGCUGAAGCGGCUGCUGUGGCUGCAGCACGCCCUGGGUGCCGUGCACACCGCCAGCAGCCGGGAAAUCCCGCUGCCCAGCGCCGGCUGGGACGUGCAGAAGAGCCGAGAUCCCUCCGAUUCCAACAGCAGCGAGGGAGGUGAGGCUUCCAGCCUGGUGAGGACUCCAGCUUCCAGCCAGCUGCUGGGACCGAUGGAAGCUCAGGGCCUGCUCCCACUAAAGCUGGAUGGGAGGAUCCCAGAGGGUAACUGGAACCCACAGCGCCUUUUCGAGCCCCUUUGACCACUCCCAGCAGUGUCAGCCCAGCGUCUGUGCCUCGCUUUACACGGGCACUGCUGGAGGGAA